Aureobasidium melanogenum CBS 110374 is the source of this 1212-nucleotide messenger RNA. RefSeq lists its product as uncharacterized. Bases 1 to 1212 code for a protein of 403 amino acids. The transcript has a single exon. The record is from RefSeq and is a predicted model, not a curated record. NCBI's taxonomy places the organism in Eukaryota, Fungi, Ascomycota, Dothideomycetes, Dothideales, Saccotheciaceae.
AUGGAUCCGCAACACGCAGGAAACCCCUCCAGCGACUCUGGUCCACCACCGGCAUACUACGAACAGGCACCUCCACUACCUGCUCGUUCAACCGACGCUUCGCAGCAACUUCCGGUGCAAUCAUCAUAUCCAGCCCCUCCUAAGAGAUUGAACAGCGCCAGAACUUCAACUGAAGACAUUUCCUCACCCAUACAUUACACUCGAGAUCCGCACAAGCUUGUGGCGUACCUGGUCCCAUUUCCAAAACCGAAACUCCAUGGAAUCGCUCCAGAUGCUAUUCCGACCAGGUUUCUGAUAUAUACUCCACCUCCUCCUCCCCUCAAAGCACCCGCAGAGGGAGAGAAAGAGACCAAGGUUCACAAGUUGCAACGCAAAUGGCAGGAAGAAGUGCGUGAAGCAAAGAUGUCAACUGCUAAAACCGCAAGCUGGAAGGGCGUCAAAAGCAAAGCUACUAAGGCGAUCAAUACAGCAAUGGGUUAUACUAAGACCUCAAACCUCGAGUUCAUCAACAGGAUCAACCUAGACGGCGAUAAAGGAUCUGAAGAGCACACUCAGCGUGAGCAUGCUGAAGGUGGAGAAGUUCAUCGCACAGUCGGUUUGGAGGAGAUGAUACUGGUGUAUCCUGCGGAUAUCAAGAGUACCCCAGAUCAGCUCAGAACCGAGUUUGUCGAGACGAUGAUGCGAAGCAAGAGCAAGGCUCAGAGAGACUCGAUCAUUGCCACCGGCUUGUUGCCCGUAUCUGCUGCAACUGAUAUCAUGCUUACCUUGAUCUGGCCAUUCGGAGGUCUACUCGAGGUCGACGCAGUCUGGGCAGCUGCUUCGUUCAGAGGUGCGAAGAUUUCUCGCAACGUGACCAAGCGACUUCACUCUACUUCCACGAGUGGAAAGCAUGACGAAGAUACGUUGAGACUCUCUUUCACCCCUUCGCCUCGUCUCGAACUACUGGACAGAUACCUGGAGGCGAGAUGCCACGAGAAGGAUGCAAAGAUCUUCCCAUCCUUUGGUACUUCACCGACUGAGACAGAGUGCCUUGAGGCCAUAGGUUGGGCUCCAAGUCAGACUGAUGGUGAGGCAAAGAACUGGGAAGAUGAACACUGGGAGACCACAGAGGUCAAAGAUGACCUCAAGACUGUCAUGGCCAAAGCAGCACAUGAGUGGGACAAGUGGUGCAAGGCCUAUGAGAAGAAUCCCGAGAAAGCAUCGAAGAAGUAA